AUGACUCGAGGUCGCGCCAAAAAGGUCAAAGACCCCCAGCGCAGCAAACUCGUCGAGAAGUUCGGUGCGCGUUGGCUCGUUGUCGGUGCGAACACGGAUCAACCGUCGAAGAACAAGAAGAACGCCAUACUGAACGAGGCGCUUGCGUGGGUAUACGCGAAACUUGGUAGCAAGGAUCCCUGGCGUACUCUCAGCGCUAGUGAGUCUGCCGACCUGGAAACGGCCGUCGUCGAUGGCGAGGAGGAUGCGGACCCGGCGCCGGUGCAAGAGAAGGUGACGCAGUAUCGUCGGAUUCGUAAGGACAUUAACAUGGUGUUGACCUACCAUCUCAAGGCCACGGAGGCUGGUUUGGAUCCUCAGGUUGCCGCUCAAAAGGAGGCGGAAGAUGGAAGGAAGGUGAUCGUUGACCUGCUCCAAAGCACCCGCGUGGCCCCGCGCAAGAUGGCAGAGCACGCCAUGUUCAAACUCAAGAUGCGGCAGCCGGAGUGGGACGCUGAGAUUCGGUCGGAAAUUCAGGCGAAGGAAGAGGCGGCUCAGGCGCAGGGCAAAAGCAAACCGCUGGACGUCAACGUAGAACGCGAGUGGCUGAUCAAGAAGUAUAAGGCGACGGAUCAGGAGACCAAGAACGCUAUACGCGCUGCAGUCGAAGCGCAUUACCACGACGCGAUGGCCGACUUCGAGAGGACGUUGGAUCCUAAGACGGAGAGCGUGGACGACGUUGAAAGGUUCAUCAGCGACGUCGGACCCUUCUUACAGCGCUUAGUGGAGGUCGUCUCGCUCUCUGUGAAAGGUUGCGUCUGUCUUCUGGUUGGUGCGCCGGAACAGGACGAAGACGGCAAGCUUAUAGCUGAUGUUACGAGGUGGGAACAUACGGCCAUACCUACAGACCUGGACGAAGACCCACUGCAGUACUCCGACAUCGACAUCGAGGCCUUCAACCACGUCGUGCGUCGUUUCAAGCGACAAGCUCUGCUGGUGUCCAGGAUCAAUUUCGCUCCAGGCCAGGAGGAUCGUGCGGUGGCUUACGAUAAGUUAAGACGGUGGCAGGAGAGCGUGGCUGCUAAGCGCGGUGUGGGUUUCAUGGGCAGCCAGUCAUCGCGCGACGGGUCGACGCACGAGGCGUCAGCGGGCGGUCUUCAUCCGCAACUACCCGGCCACGUCCAUCACGAAGACGAGGAGGACGACUAUCUAAACCUCGUCAACCCGCCCAGCGGCGCGGCAUCUCCACAACCAAACGCUAUCGAGACGUCGCCGCAAAAGCGUGCCCCGCCGAGAUUUCCCUCGUCUCCACGAACCGACGGGUCGUACAGUCUACCGCCUUCCCCCAAAAGCGUGAGCGAGAAACGGGUUCUGUCUGGUGGAGGUGGGGCUUCGCGGGAUGUGUCGCCGACGGGGACGAAUGACGCGCCGAAGACGCCGCCGGCACAGCCGGACAACUUGCGUCGCUCUUCACCUCAAAGCUUCCCAGACAAUCGUGAUAUCCAGGGAGGGGAGGGCGCGAUGGGUGCAGGGCGCAGCGCGGAGGAGUCCGCGGGUCAAAGGAGCGGUGACGCGCCGAAGACGCCGCCGGCACAGCCGGACAACUUGCGUCGCUCUUCACCUCAAAGCUUUCCAGACAAUCGUGACAUCCAGGGAGGGGAGGGCGCGAUGGGUGCAGGGCGCAACGCGGAGGAGUCUGCGGGUCAAAGGAGCGCCGACCUAGAUGGCUUCCUUACGCAGGGCGCCGGAGAGCGCGCGUUGGGCAGCCAACAAGAGAUCGAGAAGAGGACUAAGGAGUCGCGUGGCGGUGUGCAGGGAGCUAACGUCGAGGACGCAGGUGGAAAGGAGGUUACUGAGACGCGCUCUGCUGCAGCGCACGUUUCGGUAUUCCGUGACUGGGAGGCUGUAGCUGCCCUGGAGGCGCAAAACCCGAAGGUGAGCUUUGGAUCAGCAAUAGCAGCGGAUAGGGUUAACAAAAGUCAGGACGUACAAGAAUUACGAGACGCUGUCGCAGCGGAACUGAACGACGUAGUGCGCGUGCCAGGCAUCGACGCGACUUUCGCUUCCAGGGGCAAGCCCGGGGCAUGGACACAAUUCGUCGAGGAGGCCGUGAAGCGCGCGCGCGAGUGGGCAUGCGACGAGAGACUGGUACUGGAAGUGGUACGGGCGUACGUGGAGUUCGAACGCCAGCUACCUAAGGCGACGACGAGAGUCGGUCUGGGGUGGAGUGCGUUCCCACUGCACGGCGAAGAAGAUCAGAUCCGACCGACUUACCUGCGCACCGUCCUGCCGAGGGCGCAGUACAAGGUGAAGUGGUGCCCUCUCGCUGCUCGCGGCGAAGCGCCAAGCGUCGACGGCGUCGACUGGAACCUAGGCAGUGCCCUCUCCAUUCAGUGGGCUCGCCUGCAGCCGAAGGAGCGCCGCGAUGAUGAGUUCAUCGCCGCAGCGCCCUCUGCUGACAUGGUGUGGGGGUUAAGCUUCGCCGGGGGCAAGCAGGGUGUUCGCUUGCUGAUCCUCGGGCUGCUCCUGUGGGCGGACGCGUUGGGCGAGAUACGAGACGGGACCACUGUGCAGGACUGGAAUGAUUUAGCGGCGGAUAUGGCUUUGGUGUUACGCGUUCGGGCGGAGCAGGAGAAGAAGUUGGCUGAGGAAAGGGUGGCCAAGGAAAGCACGAGUGCGGGGCCGUCGGACGGGACUAAGAGAGAGCGCCCGAAGACCUUAAAGCAGAGGCUAUUGGAUGCGGAAAAGGAAGCUGCAGAGAAAGAGGGAGGAGGCGCCAAGGGGAAGUCUGGCAGGGGUGACGCGACGGAAGUUGCUGCCAAAGCAAAGAAUACAUCCAAACGCAAGAAGCCGGACAGUGUAUAA
This is a messenger RNA of Peniophora sp. CBMAI 1063, 2844 nucleotides long. NCBI's taxonomy places the organism in Eukaryota, Fungi, Basidiomycota, Agaricomycetes, Russulales, Peniophoraceae. The record is from the annotation of a GenBank genome assembly.